AUAAUGGCAUCAUAUAGUAGUUCAUCUGAUGAGAACAGUGAGGAAAAUAUUGAAGAUUUAGAUUUGGAGGAUCAGGAGGAAUUUGGUCUUUUUUUGAAGCAUCGAAAAAGGAAUUAUAAGGGAAAUACAAAAGAAGAUAGAAUGUUAGGGGUUUUUAUGGAUGAUAGUGAUGAAGAUUAUAAUGGAAUUGGUGAAAAACAGUUAAGAUAUAAACAUGUUCGUUUUACAACUCCAAAACAUAUUGAUAAUAUAUAUCAAGAAAACAAAGGAUAUUCAGAUAAAAAAAGUACAGAAGAAUCAGAAAAAGAUAGUUCUAGUAAAUAUGGGCAUUUUUCUUAUGUAUAUAAGCCACGUACGGAAGCUUUAAAUGAUCAACAAGCAUUUUAUAGUUCUAAACAAUACAAGACAGUAAAAGUUGAAGAAGAAUCAAAUCCACAAAGACCAUUUAAGUCCACAAUAGACUUGUCAUCAAGUAGUUCAGCAUCAAAGAAUAAGCCGAAAUUAGUUAAUUCAGAAACAUCUAAAUAUUUUAAAAAUUCAGGAUUUGGAGCAAAAAUGUUAGAAAAAAUGGGAUAUGUUGCAGGCCAAGGUUUAGGAUCUCAAGGUCAGGGUAUUUUAAAUCCUGUAGAAACAAAAGUGAGACCAACACGCGCGGGUCUUGGACUAAUAAAGGAAAAAACGCAACAAGCAAUUGAGGAAUCAAGACGACGAGGUGAAAUAAGUGAAGAUGAAGAGGAUCUGCCUAUAAAAAAGCCUGUGCAUGAACGAAAAUCAGAAAAAGUUCAUAAAGAAAAAAUAAAAUAUAAAACUGCAAGUGAGAUCGCAGGUGGCAUGGAAGUUCCUCCAGUACUUCAACAGAUUAUUGAUAUGACUGAAAAAGAGGUAAAGUUGAUAGAAAAUGUUUCUGGAACAAUGUCUAUUCCUAUGACUUUAAGUCGUAAUGAUGAAAUGUAUCAAAUAUCAUUAAUGGCUAGACGUGAUUUGGAAAUGUACGCAACAGAAUGGAAGCAAUUGCAAGAUCGUAAAGUAUAUAUUGAAAUGGAAGAGUUAAGAAUCAAUGAGGAUGCAAAAAAAGAGUCAGUGAAAAUUGAAAAACUUGAAAAGAUUAUAAAGGAAAUUGAAGAUAUUUAUUUAUUUUGUAAGAAUAAUUCAGAAGACAGUCUUGAAUUAUUAAACAAUAUCUCUGGAAUGUUAGAAGAGAUUCAGCAUAAAUUUUUCGAAGAAAUCAAAAUAUAUAAUCUUGAUGAAGUUAUAAUUUCUAUUCUUUUUCCUAUAGUAAAAUCGCUAUUUUUAUCAUGGGAUCCUUUAGAAAAACCUAGUCCUGUUUUAAACUUUUUUCAUAAAUGGAAACAAAUCAUAGGAGUAAAAAAUAUAUCCGAGAUUGAUCAAGAAGAUGAUUCUUUUUCAUUAAAGCAAACAAUAAUGACACCUUUUGAAAGUAUGUUGCAAUAUUUAUGGGUCCCCAAAGUCCGUUCGGCAAUUAAUAACACAUGGAAUCCUUAUAAUUAUUCUUCUGCUCUUCUUCUUUUUGAAUCAUGGAAGAAUUUAUUAUCACCAUUUAUUCAGGAUUUUGUAUUAAAUCAGCUUAUACUUCCAAAACUUCAAAAGUCUAUUUUUAAUUGGAAUCCACGAAAUUUUAUUAAAAAAAAGAGUUCACGACUUCCACAUGUAUGGCUUUUUCCUUGGUUACCUUUGUUGAAAGAAAAUACCGAAACACUGAUUGACGUUGUUAAAAGGAAAUUUAGAAUGAUAUUAAGCUCAUGGGAUAUAAAAGAUGGUCCUAUAGAGGAAUUGAAUCUAUGGAAAGAGAUUUUUGGAGAUGCUCAAUUUGAAAAAUUAAUGUUAAAUUAUAUAUUACCGAAGUUAUCAGCAUGUCUUCGAUUAGAUUUCUUUAUUGAUCCAAGUGAUCAGAAAUUAGAACCUUUAGAAUGGAUACUUCCAUGGCGUAGUUUUUUUAAACCUUCAGUAUUUGAUCAAUUGUUUGCAACUGAAUUCUUUCCAAAAUGGAUGGAUAUACUUUAUUUAUGGCUUACCGAUCCAGAAUGUAAUUAUACACAAGUUAGCGAAUGGUAUCAAUGGUGGCAACAGGUAUUUCCUCCAGAAAUGCUUGAAAUGCCAAUGAUUCGUGAAUCAUUUAUAAACGGUUUAGAUAUGAUGCAUCAAGCACUUAAUCUUGGAAAUGAUGUUUCUGAAAAAUUACUUCCUCCUGUGACAAAUCUUACACAACCUAUAGAAAUAGAAACUAAAGAAACUCCAUUACCUAAAACAUAUUCAAAGAAAUUGCAGGAUGAAGAUGUUGUAUUUAAAGAUGUUGUUGAAGAUUUUUGUCUAGAACAUGAUCUUGUUUUAAUACCUUUACGAAAAGCACAUGAAGAUACAGGAAAUCCUCUUUUCAGAAUCACUGCAAGUGCAAGCGGAACAGGUGGAAUUAUUGUAUAUAUUAAAGGAGAUGUUGUUUGGGUACAAAAUGUUAAAAAUAAAAAUGAAUUUAGUCCAGAAUCUUUAAAUUAUAUUUUAACAUUGGCACAAAAAUCAAGUUGUCGGAUAUAAUUAGCAUAUACA
Pneumocystis murina B123 is the source of this 2562-nucleotide messenger RNA. RefSeq lists its product as hypothetical. Gene Ontology annotation, biological process: spliceosomal complex disassembly. The record is from RefSeq and is a predicted model, not a curated record. Gene Ontology annotation, molecular function: nucleic acid binding. The transcript has 6 exons. NCBI's taxonomy places the organism in Eukaryota, Fungi, Ascomycota, Pneumocystomycetes, Pneumocystales, Pneumocystaceae. The coding region runs from base 4 to 2550 and encodes 848 amino acids. Gene Ontology annotation, cellular component: U2-type post-mRNA release spliceosomal complex.